Molecule: messenger RNA, 860 nt
Organism: Aaosphaeria arxii CBS 175.79
Lineage: Eukaryota; Fungi; Ascomycota; Dothideomycetes; Pleosporales
Exons: 1
Coding region: 434-742 (102 amino acids)
Source: RefSeq, a predicted model, not a curated record
UGUCCAUACGGAGAUAGAAGAUAUCAUACAACUCCAUGAGAUGAUGCACUCGCUCACUACUCGUACGGUAUCCGGAAUUAGGAACUGUAGGUCCGUGUAUUGCCUCUUCUGUCCCCGUCCGUAUCAUCGUCAUACCCAACUCGUAUCUCAACAACACCACCAUGACCACCAUCUGGCAUCAUUCAUCACAUUACUCCAUUCGCUACGGCCACUGCAAUAUCCAUUCCACGUCAAUUCCGUUCAACAAUUCCUAUCGCUCCAUUGCACGUCUCGCAAUGCCUGUCAAUUCUUCUUGGUAGUACAGUACAGCACAGUAUGUAUGUAGGUACCUACAUGUUACUACUCCAUUUUGCCUACCUUCGACAGCACUACAUGCCAUCGGCGGCAUCCGCUUCCACCCAUUCAAUGCGCAACGACAACAAUAGCAAUAUUAAUGCACUCUCAAUUGAUGCCAAUUCACCGGACACCUCGCUCUUCCUGCUCUUCCCCCAUCCGUCAUUUAUCAAGUAGUACUGCUGUCGUCAUGCCAUUGGGCUACUCGUACUCCACUGACCCCCAAUCUGUCCACACACGUGUCACGGUACUGCCUGAUGAUGCUCCCAGCAGUAUCCCUCUCAAAUCAUCUGCUCCUGCUCGUACAAUGAUACCUUCCACCCCCCAGUCCUCCCAUUCCUCUUCGGCCUCGUCCAGCCCAUCAUCCAUCAUUCAUCAUCCACCAUCUCUACCGGUGGAAGUGGGCUGAAUGGGUGAGGGGUACCACAGCUCCACCAGCCUCCACCGCUCCCGGGCGUCAUCCCGACCCAAAUCAGCCAUUACCCAUCCAGCCAGUUUGCUUGAUCGAUACAGAUUCCUUGCCUUAC